GCAGCAUUUUCACUCCGCGCCUCCCUGCGCCGCCGCCGCCGCCUCCCCUCCGCGCCUCCCUGCGCCGCCGCCGCCGCCUCCCCUCCGCGCCUCCCUGCGCCGCCGCCGCCGCCUCCCCUCCGCGCCUCCCUGCGCCGCCACCUCCGCACGCCGGCGGCGCCUGCGGCCAGGCCGGCGGGUCCCUGCGCCGCCGCCCCUGCACGCCUGCGGUGCCCGCAGCCAGGUCGCGGGUCCCUGCGCCGCUGCCCCCUCACGCCGGCGGCUCCCGCGGCCAGGCCGGUGGGUCCCUGCGCCGCCGCCCCUGCACGCCGGCUGAGAAGAGAGGAAGAGGGGUGGGCCGUGGAGGCCGGCGGCGCUCGUGGCCGGCGGUGCAGAGCCUCGCGGCGGCGGCGGAGCCUGCUCUCUCCUUUUCAUUCCUCUCUCACCGCCGACGGGCGCUGGCCCGCUCCUCCCCCUCCCAUGGCGGCGGCCUCUCCUCAAAUAUCGCCCACCCUCCACGCCUCUUUCCUUUGCUCUUUCGCGUUCGCCCUCCUCCGCGCCGGCCGCCUCUCCGCCGCUUCCCACAUCGUCUCCUCACUCCCCGCCUCCCCUCCCUCUCGCCUCCUCCGUCGCCUCAUCCCCGCCCUUGCCUCCUCAGGCCUCGCCGCCGCCGCCGUCCGCUUCCGCCCCGUUCCAGGUGACUCCCGCACCCUCAACUCGAUCAUCCUCUCCUACUGCAACCUCCGCUUGCUCCGCCCCGCGCUCAGCCUCCUCCGUUCCUCCUCCAGACCAGACUCGCAGGUUGCGCCUGAUACCGUUAGCUACAACAUCUUCCUCGCUGGCCUCUCCGAGCAGGGCCACGGCAAGCUCGCUCUGCCCUUGCUCGGCGAGAUGUGCAAGCGCGGCGUGCCCUUCGAUGGGGUCACCGUGAGCACGGUGGUCGUGGGGUUGUGUAGGGCCAGCCUGGAGGACGAAGCCGCGAGAUUGUCUGAGAUGAUGGUAGGAGGCCGAGGAAUCGACACCUUAGAUGUGGUGGGAUGGAAUGCUCUCAUUGAUGGGUAUUGUAAAGUCCAGGACAUGGCCGCAGCAUUGGCUGUGGCACAGAGGAUGAGGACACAAGGGGUGGUGCUUGAUGUCGUGGGGUAUAAUAGCUUAGUUGCUGGGUUUUGCCACUCCGGUGAUGUUGGUGCUGCAUGGGACGUAGUGGAUUCAAUGAAGGCGGAUGGGGUGGAGCCGAAUGUGGUGACAUACACUGCGUUCAUUGGGGAGUACUGUAAGAGGAAGGGGAUUGAGGAGGCGUUCAAUUUGUACGAGGGAAUGGUGAGGUUGGGUGUGCUGCCGGAUGUGGUCACACUUAGUGCUCUUGUCGAUGGGCUCUGCAGGGAUGGCCGGUUCACAGAGGCAUAUGCACUUUUCCGUGAGAUGGACAAGAUUGGAGCUGCGCCGAACCAUGUGACGUACUGUACACUUAUUGAUUCAUUAGUGAAAGCGCGGAGGGUCAGGGAAUCUCUUGGUUUAUUGGGAGAGAUGGCUUCAAGAGGUGUGGUCAUUGAUCUGGUCAUGUAUACAGCUCUGAUGGACUGUUUAGGUAAGGAAGGGAAGAUUGAGGAAAUGAAAGACAUGCUUCAGCAUGCUCUAUUGGAUAAUCUCACUCCCAAUUGUGUUACUUACACUGUACUGAUUGACGCCCACUGCAGAACAGGCAACAUUGAUGGGGCAGAGCAGGUGCUGUUGCAAAUGGAGGAGAAAUCUGUUAGCCCAAAUGUUGUUACAUUCUCAUCAAUCGUCAGAGGUCUUGUCAAAAUGGGAUGCCUCAGUAAAGCAGCUGAUUAUAUGAGGAAGAUGAAGGACAUUGGGAUUGCUCCUAAUGUUGUGACCUAUGGAAUACUUAUUGAUGGAUUCUUCAAGUGCCAGGGGCAAGAAGCAGCUCUUGAUGUGUACCAUAGUAUGUUGCAUGAUGGUGUUGAACCAAACAACUUUGUUGUUGACUCACUGGUAAAUGGUCUGAGAAAGAAUGGGAAUAUAGAGGAUGCUGAAGCAUUAUUUAAAAGUAUGGGUGAACAUGGUCUGUUGCUAGACUGUGUAAAUUAUACCACCUUAAUUGACGGGCUUUUUAAAACAGGAAACAUGCCAGCUGCUUUUAAGGUUGGUCAGGAGUUGAUGGAGAAAAACCUACCACCUGAUGCUGUUGUCUAUAAUGUGUUUAUCAAUUCCCUUUGCAUGCUUGGCAAGUUCAAUGAAGCAAAAUCUUUUUUGAAAGAAAUGAGAAAUACGGGCAUAGAACCUGAUCAAGCAACAUAUAACACUCUGAUCGCUGCACAGUGCAGGGAAGGAAAGACCUCCAAAGCUCUAAAACUACUGGAUGAAAUGAAGCGGAGUUCUAUAAAGCCUAAUCUCAUUACAUAUACUACACUUGUUGUGGGCCUUCUUGAAGCUGAGGCUGUGGAGAAGGCAAAAUAUUUGCUUAAUGAGAUGGCUUCUGCUGGAUUCACUCCAACCUCUCUGACCCAUCGAAGGGUGCUGCAAGCAUGUUCUGAAAGCAGGAGAUUGGAUGUGAUUUUGGAAAUUCAUGAAUGGAUGAUAAAUGCUGGUCUUCAUGCUGACAUUAUUGUCUAUAAUACACUUGUGCAUGUUUUUUGUUGUCAUGGAAUGACUAGGAAAGCUACAGUUGUUUUGGAUGAAAUGUUGGGGAGAGGAAUUGCACCGGAUACUAUCACAUUAAAUGCUCUCAUUCUCGGCCAUUGUAAGAGUGACCAUCUAGAUAAUGCAUUUGCCAUGUAUGCUCAGAUGCUUCGUCAAGGCCUGUCUCCAAAUAUAGCUACUUUCAACACACUUCUCGGUGGUCUUGAGUCCACUGGAAGAAUUGGAGAAGCGGAUACUGUUCUCAGUGAGAUGAACAAGAUGGGCCUUGAACCAAAUAAUCUCACCUAUGAUAUACUAGUUUCAGGAUAUGCAAAGAAGAGUAAUAAAGUUGAAGCACUGAGGCUGUAUUGUGAUAUGGUGGUUAAAGGCUUUAUUCCCAAAGCAAGCACAUACAAUUCACUGAUAAAUGACUUUGCCAAAGCUGGAAUGAUGAAUCAAGCUAAAGAGCUGUUCAACGAAAUGAAAACGAGAGGAGUUUUACAUACAUCCUCAACUUAUGACAUCCUUUUAAAUGGAUGGUCAAAGCUUAGAAAUGGAACUGAAGUGAGAAAACUUUUCAAAGAUAUGAAAGAGAUAGGAUUAAAACCAUCUAAUGGCACUCUUAGGUUUAUAUCCAGAGCAUUUUCAAAGCCGGGAAUGACUUGGGAAGCUCGACGUUUGCUGAAGACCCUUUUUAAAGAUUAAGAAAAAAAAUGAAGUGUCAAUAUAAUAUCAGCCGUCCAAAAUUGAUCCUACUCAAAUUCCCCAGCCAAUGACUGAAGCAUCAGUCAUCAUUUAUGAUACCCGUCAAGGUGGCCAAGCAACCGUUUCCCCGGCUGCAUCUAGCGACUUUAUUGUGAAGGAACUGGGAACUUUAGCCCUCAUUUAAUGUGGUGCACUGUGAAUCAGAUACCUUGUACUGGUGAUCUCCACAUUAUUGGGCAUGCCUUUAGCUCAGAUGGUUCAACCUUUUGCCCUUCUUCACCCGUCUGAGGAACCCAUUCAGAGAUGGGACCCAUUCGGUGUUCUCUUUGCAAAGCGUACAUAAAUCCUUUCAUGAGAUUUGUUGAUCAAAGGAGGCAUUUCAUCUGUAAAUUAUCUGGAUUCAGAAAUGAUACUCCAAGGGACUACAUGUGCAACUUAGGGCUUGAUGGCAAGCGACGUGAUGCUGAUGACAGGCCUGAGUUAUGUAGAGGAACAGUUGAAUUUGUUGCUACAAAGGAAUUUCUGGUUCGUGACCCAAUGCCUGCUGUAUACUUCUUCCUUAUUUAUGUCUCUAUGAAUGCUAUACAGACUGGUGCAACUGCUGCAGCUUGCAGUGCUAUUGCCUAGGCUAUUUCAGAUCUGCCGGAAGGUCCUUGGACAAUGGUUGGUGCCACGUUUGAUUCUGCUAUUCACUUCUACAGUCUUAAACGUGCUCAGCAGCAGCAACAGGACUUAGGCUUUGCAUCGAUGUGGCAUUUUCUGUAGAAGCAGCCUUUUUGGAGCUGUCCUGUCAGUUCUCAAUGGAAUGUUAUUCCCAGAACAAAUGAAAUUCUGCUGCGCAGGGCAACGGAGCACAGCGGCCACAUUCUGAUCUUUUUUUUAUAUGCAAAUGUGGAUUCAAACCCUGAAAUAAUGGGAAUGUUAAUCAUCUCACCUUUCCUUUUUACUUUGCUAGUGAAAGUCUUGAAUUGAUCAGUAAUUCUGUUUCUCCAUUUGACCAUAUUUUAGUUUAGAAUUGUAUGCGUCUUUUUGCUGAACAGGUCAUAUAUGUGUGUAGAAACAGCAUUUUCGUUGUAUUUUAUGCCAUCUCUUAUCUUUUUCUUAGUACAAUUUGUUUCUGCAUAGAUGUUAGAUAUCUGAGUUGUCUCAGUAACCUUCUUUCCCUUGCAGCCUUUGAUGCUCAUCGUUCCUGAUGUUCAAUUUGGCAUUAAUUUGCUUUGAUAAACAUUAGAAAUAGAUAAGUUGGUAUUGCUACUGAAAUUACCUACAUCAACAUUCUAAAAACAUGUCUCUGUAGCUAACUUUUUAUGCUUCACAUCAUGUUCUUGCUAAGAAAACAGGCCAUAUUUUGGAAUUGAAGGAAGACUUAAAUUGCAUUGGCAUCAUGUUUAGAUAAUGAUGCAUGCAAAUCAUGUUCCUAACUAUUCUGACCAUACUUUAUUCCAUUAUUUAUGCACGCUCGAAUUUUUUGUUUUGUUAGUUGUUCCUGUCAUUUUUAUAUUUCCUUAAUUCUGUCCUAAAAGAGAUUAUUUGUGGGUGCAAAUUGAUUCUGACAAAACUGUGAUGGUGACAUUUAAGCAUGAUGACAAGUUACAAGAAAAUGCAGUAUGUGGCUUCCAGGCAUCAAUCCUAGAGGACCCAUGGUGGACCUAUGCAAAAUGAGUGAUGCAAAAUGAUUCCACCAAAAAUGAAAAGUUUUUGACACAUCCCGCCAUCCCCCCUACCCGCCCACCGUACCCACCUUCGUUUAAAUUCCCGGCGGCGGUUAUUCGCGGCAAUCGCGCGUCCCGUGAUCGCGGGUUUCCUUCUAUAGAACUUACCAUGAAUAUCUUCCGUGUGAGUCCUCUGGCAUCGGCAUCACAACAAGCUGAUUUUCUUGCCGUGGUCAAACCCUAAACGCCGCGGACUCUCAUCACAGCGAUGGAUGGACGGGAUUGCCGCCAGAGGGGUGGACAUGCUGCCCCGAUGAGCGAGGACAGGGCCGAGGUGCUGUUGGCGCCUCGCAGAAGGUACGAGCCUCCCUGCCGAAACCACCAUGGGGAGCCGAUUCGAUUCGAUGCGCCUGAUUUCCUUCAGGGCGCUUGCCAACUCGUUCCCGCGGCGGCGGCGGUGGCUGACGUGGAGGUGAAGCCAUGGCCACUGAGGGUGUGGGGAGGCUCGCCCCCUCCGGUCCCGGUGGCGAGGGCCCAUGCCGCUGCCACUUGCACAGGGCGUGAGAUGCCAGCCUUGAGAGGAUCCACCAAUGUGCUUCGCAGUCACAACGACGCCGUCGACGAUCCCUGCAUCCACCCCUCCUGCUGGACCCCACCACCGUGCUCCACCGCCACAGCAACGCCGUCGACGGCACCUACUUCCACCCCCUCCCGCCAGACCCCACCGCCGUGCUCCACGGCCACAUCGACGACACCUGCUUCAACACCCCCCCUCCCCCGUGUUUCUCUUCUACUGUACUAUUUUACCUUUGUGCAAAAGUAACUGAAAAGGAGAAUCCACAGGUUAAGCUUUGGGACAUUCCAAGUGGAAGGAAGACUAUAAGCUUGCCCUGAUUCAUAGGAUUGACAAGAAUGUCUAGAACAUUCUGAUGGAGCAGAUGCAAUUUUUAUUUGUCAAAGGUGCGGCACUCUCGUAUGGUCGAGCAGGAACAAUAAGUUUACUGGUGGUGGUCUUUACGAAAAGGAAAAUGGUUUCUUGUGCUCAAUAUGAUGUUGUUUGUCAUGCAAUUAUGCUUUUACAAUGCUCAUGGUCCUGAAAUGAAUGUAGUUCCAGCUUCAACCUAAGCACCCCGAUUAGCUGGUCUGUAAUAACUGCUCGUCAAUGGAGCGCAGGAGCUGUUGGACCUUUUUCUGUGGUUCAGUUUCCAGAAGUCCAACAGCGGCUGCAGCUCUGGGACCUAUUGGCUUUCAGGUUAUGCACCAUUAUGAUUUCAUCAAAAGCUUGGCUUUCUCUCUGAUUUUUAGGAGCAAGCCCACCAUAGCAGGAAUAAGUCAAAUAUCAGCUUGCGCAGGUAAGCAGCAUAGGACCAACGAGGGUUUCAAUUGUCAGGUAUGUGGAAUUUCACUUUCCUGUAACAAUGUAGUAGUUUUUGCUUGCCUAUUAUUUUUUCUAAGUAAUUCCAUGGUUGAUCUUUUGAUGAAGAAUUACUUUAAUUAGGAAAGAACUUUUGAUCUUUCCUGUAACAUUUCGAUUUUCAAUAGCAUAGCACUUUCAAGCUUUUAAUUGUUGCUUCUAUAAAAUAGGUGAUGCGAGUCCUCUAGCAAAUCAAGGCUUGGAGGAAAGUCAUUCCUUUUCAGGCAUACUUAAUAGUUCUUUCUUGUUUUUGCAUAAUGACAAUUUUCAGUAAUGAAACUUGGUCGAUUAGUUCAACACUGAUGGAUCAAACUGUUUGGCAAAUUUCAGGUUUGAAGUGCUUCUCACACUCGACAACCUGCAUUGGCGGCCUCAUCUCCUCUCCCGUCGCCUUCCCUCACCGUGUCGCCACACUGGCCACCCCGAGCGGGUCUUGUGGCGCAUCCUAGGUGUAGAGGGUCCUGAGUCCUUACGAUCUUAUCCAGCACGGGCGCCGCCCUCCUCGGACGGCAGCACCUGCCCCUCGCUCAUGCCCCCUCCUCUGUGGUACUUUUUGACAAGCUUGAAAUAAGAACACCUGCCGAAAUCACUGUAAUUCAGUCUUACAGCCAAACAUUUAUACACAAUCAAAUGAACAGGUCAGCUCGACAGCUUGCGCACGGGCAGCAACAGUACAUAUCGAGUUCAAUUUUUCUCAGAAAAAAAACUGGAGAAUUAGAAGAGAAUAAAGCCUUGGAACAGAAUUAGAACAGAAGAAACUUGAGAAUUUCUCUGUUCCUUUUUGUUCUGCACGGCAACAAGUUGCUAGGUAAAGCUAUUGCUGCAUGAAAACUUUUACGUGAUCUGUUAGAAAGACUUUGCAUUUGAUGUAAUACUAGCUGAAAAGUUAUUGUAUUUGAUAUGAUGCCAGUACUGUUUAAUUUUUGGAAAUGAGAUCUAUGGGCUGGAAUUGUAACUUUGUAUUUGAUGUAAUACUAGAUGAAAAGUUAUUGUAUUUGAUGUGACGCUA
Molecule: messenger RNA, 7381 nt
Organism: Panicum virgatum (switchgrass)
Lineage: Eukaryota; Viridiplantae; Streptophyta; Magnoliopsida; Poales; Poaceae
Product: pentatricopeptide repeat-containing protein At5g14770, mitochondrial-like
Exons: 15
Coding region: 460-3306 (948 amino acids)
Molecular function (GO): protein binding
Source: RefSeq, a predicted model, not a curated record